This is a messenger RNA of Symbiodinium natans, 267 nucleotides long. The record is from the annotation of a GenBank genome assembly. Lineage: Eukaryota; Dinophyceae; Suessiales; Symbiodiniaceae.
AUGAUCGUGAAGCUGGAGAGUGAGAACAAUGAGAUUCAGCGAUCUCGUCUGCUGCUUGCUCGAGCACGACAGCAAUGCAAUACGCCGAAGGUCUGGAUGCAGUCGGUGCAGCUGGAGAGGGAGCAGGGCCUUUACCAGCAGGCGUUGCACUUGUCGGAGGAGGGCCUGAAGGAGCAUCCCUCCUUCGCGAAGCUGUGGAUGAUCGGCGGUCAGAUUCACAUGGAGAAGUCACCACCUGAGCUGCUCGAGGCCUGUGCUGGUAUCUAG